AUGCAAAACGGGGUCCGGACUGCUCCGACCAGUCUCCUCGCGGCUGAACACUUCACACAGGCUCGGGAGGCCGCCUCGAAUUCCUCUGACUCGAAGGAGGCCACGCCCAUUCCCGAAAGUCAGAAGGCCCCUGAACAACUCUUCAUUGCCUUCGAGGACCCACAAUCAGAGGUGAGCUUGCGUCCAGAGCAUCGUUGCCACUUUGCAGUUUUAGUCAAGACGUGA
Dibothriocephalus latus is the source of this 225-nucleotide messenger RNA. The record is from the annotation of a GenBank genome assembly. NCBI's taxonomy places the organism in Eukaryota, Metazoa, Platyhelminthes, Cestoda, Diphyllobothriidea, Diphyllobothriidae.